AUGGAUAUAUCUGGCGUGGCCUUGAUCACCGGAGCGGCAUCCGGCAUCGGGGCAGCCACGGCAAUCGCGCUUGCCCGCGAUGGCUGCAGCGGUCUUGCUCUGGCCGAUAUCAACGAAGAGUCAAUCUCCAAAGUCAUGUCGCAGGUCCAAGCUCUAGGUCUUCCCAAGCAGCCACGCAUACACUCUUACGUCCUCGACGUAACGGAUGAGAAGGCAGUUGAUAGGAUAGUGGCUGAGGUGGCCCAAGCUUUCGGACGAAUAGACUAUCUGGUGAACGCUGCCGGCAUCGCGAAGAAGGUACCAGGUGGUGCAGCGUUCACCUCAACACCGGACUGGCAGCGAGUGAUAGACGUCAAUCUCACUGGGAGCUUCUUUGUGCUGCGUGCCGCUGCACAAGUCAUGCUGAAGCAGUCACCGCUGUUGAGCACAAUCGAUGGGCGGGAGCUACAGCGCGGCUCCAUCGUCAACUUUGCAUCCAUCCUCGGAGCGGUUGGCGUACCUAUGACCACGGCAUAUACCGCGAGCAAGCACGGUGUCCUAGGUCUGACCAAGACAGCAAGCGAGGACUAUGCUGCCAAGGGCCUAAGGAUUAAUGCCAUCUGUCCCGGCUAUACCGAGACUCCAAUGACUAUGGGCAAUGAACUUGUCAGAGAUGUCAUGGCAGAGAAGGUGCAGAAAGAUGUGCCGAUGAGGAGGAUGGGAAAGCCGCAGGAGAUUGCGGACGGUGUUGUAUAUCUCUGCGGUGGGAGAAGCAGUUUCGUGACCGGCACGGGUCUGUUCGUGGACGGCGGAUAUACUCAGCGGUAA
Molecule: messenger RNA, 807 nt
Organism: Cyphellophora attinorum
Lineage: Eukaryota; Fungi; Ascomycota; Eurotiomycetes; Chaetothyriales; Cyphellophoraceae
Product: 3-oxoacyl-[acyl-carrier-protein] FabG
Exons: 1
Coding region: 1-807 (268 amino acids)
Molecular function (GO): oxidoreductase activity, acting on the CH-OH group of donors, NAD or NADP as acceptor
Source: RefSeq, a predicted model, not a curated record